AUGGAGCAGCUCCUGGGCGGCCGGCGGCCCCAGCUGGUUUCCAUGAUGGGGCUGGGGCAGCGCUCCUGGGAGGUCACCUUAGAUGAGGAGCGGGGGCGGCUGGCCUGGCGCAACCCCCGCCCGCUGCGCCGUGGCGGCGAGAACUGUUUUUUACCUAUCUCUGAGAUCAUUGCUGUAGAAGAAACUGAACUUAACAAGAAACAGCGCAAUAUUGGCAAAUGGCAAAAAAUGGCAAAGCCACAUGCUUUCACAGUUUAUUAUGUGAAGAAAGCCCGAAAUCACCGCUGGCGGUGCAAUGAUGUGACAUUUUGGUGUGCUGAUGAGCACUUGUGUAAUCAGUGGAUACAGGUGCUGAAGGAAUUACUUGAAAUGCAGAAGUCUAGACCAAAGCAGUUGCUGGUGUAUAUUAAUCCAUAUGGAGGAAAACGACAAGGGAAGAGAAUUUAUGAACAGAAAGUUGCUCCACUCUUCAGUCUGGCUUCUAUCUCCACUGAUGUUGUUAUAACUGAACAUGCUAACCAUGCUAAGGACAAUUUAUUUGAAGUUAAUAUUAAUAAAUAUGAUGGUGUUGUUUGUGUUGGUGGGGACGGCAUGUUCAGUGAAGUGAUGCAUGGUCUCAUUGGAAGAAUGCAGAAGGACUCUGGCAUAGACCAAAAUAAUCCCAAAGCACCGUUAGUCCAGUGCAAUAUAAGGAUUGGCAUAAUUCCUGCUGGAUCAACAGACUGCAUAUGUUAUUCAACUAUUGGCAUUUCUGAUCCAGUAACAUCAGCUCUUCAUAUUAUUGUAGGUGACUGUCAGCCUUUGGAUGUCUCUUCUGUACAUCACAACAACACGUUUUUGAAGUACUCUGUAUCAUUGUUGGGUUAUGGUUUUUAUGGAGAUCUAUUAAAAGAUAGUGAAAAGAAGCGGUGGAUGGGUCCGAUAAGAUAUGAUUACUCAGGCUUCAAGACUUUUCUUUCUCAUCAUUACUAUGAAGGAACACUUUCUUUUCAACCAGCAAAACAUACACUGGGAUCUCCAAGAGAUAAAGAUAGCUGCAGAACAGGAUGUUACAUUUGCAAGAAAAGUGAGCAACAGCUGGCAGAACAGCGCAAGGAAUAUGGAUUAAAACAUGAAGAAGAUGAAGAAGAAUGGAAGGUUAUUAAAGGGAAAUUUCUAGCCAUCAAUGCAGUAAAUAUGAGCUGUGCCUGUCCAAGAAGUCCAAAAGGUCUUUCACCAGCAGCUCAUUUGGCAGAUGGUUCAGCUGACCUCAUUCUAGUUCGUAAAUGCUCAAGAUUAGAUUUUCUACGGUAUCUUGUCAGACACACAAACCAAGAUGAUCAGUUUGACUUCUCAUUUGUAGAUGUUUAUCGGGUGAAGAGUUUUAAAUUUACAUCAAAGCUUUCAGAAGACAAUGAAAGCAGUGUCACAGACAUAGGAAAGAAAGGGUUUGGACAGUUCUGCAGAGAUCAUCCAUCCUGUUGCUGUCAUAUUGCUAAUAGCAGCUGGAAUUGUGAUGGAGAAACUCUGGACAGCUCAGCAAUUGAAGUGAGGGUUCACUGCCAGUUAAUGAAACUAUUCGCAAGAGGAAUUGAGGAAGACUGUAAAGAUGAAACUGCCUACAGCCAGAGUAGCAUUGAACAAUUACUAUAAACAUUGUUCCUCCAAUGGGGAGAAGAAAACAUAAAAG
Messenger RNA from Indicator indicator, 1669 nucleotides. It is a transcript of the gene CERK, whose product is annotated as ceramide kinase. The transcript is spliced from 13 exons. Lineage: Eukaryota; Metazoa; Chordata; Aves; Piciformes; Indicatoridae. Gene Ontology annotation, molecular function: kinase activity. Bases 1 to 1632 code for a protein of 543 amino acids. The record is from RefSeq and is a predicted model, not a curated record.